Messenger RNA from Closterium sp. Naga37s-1, 426 nucleotides. The record is from the annotation of a GenBank genome assembly. NCBI's taxonomy places the organism in Eukaryota, Viridiplantae, Streptophyta, Zygnematophyceae, Desmidiales, Closteriaceae.
GUGCCGCUGCUGAUGCAGCUGGAAUGGGGCGCUGGGAUGAGCACCUCAAGCAGUAGGGAGGUUGGGUGUGGUGGGUCGCUGCAUGCCAUGUCACAUGGCAACAAGGUCGUGCUGGCACCAUGUCUCAUCUCCACCCUUUCUCCACCCCCUUCGCUCCCUUCUGGGGGGCAAGGAGGGGCAGGAGGAUCACGCCAUUGCAGUGAUUUCCUUGCCCUUCCCCCCGCCAUCCCUGCCAUUCUCCCACCAUCCGCCCCACGAUCUCUGCGGCAUUUCCCUCACACCUCGCCUCCCACAAUCAUCCCACCAACCCGGCUCGCGCCUGCCCCUUCCCCCGCGUUGCGUUACUCACUUCUCACUCAACCCCGUCCUCGCACACUCCCUUCCCUCUUUCCUCUCACAUGGCAGGCUGACAAGGAGGCAGAGUAG